Molecule: messenger RNA, 2086 nt
Organism: Monodelphis domestica (gray short-tailed opossum)
Lineage: Eukaryota; Metazoa; Chordata; Mammalia; Didelphimorphia; Didelphidae
Gene: TTI2
Product: TELO2 interacting protein 2
Cellular component (GO): TTT Hsp90 cochaperone complex; cytosol; nucleus
Source: RefSeq, a predicted model, not a curated record
UCAGAGUCCGCCAUAGACUUUAAGCUGAGCACGACUUCAGAGCUGCAAUAAUUAUUAAGAAUUCGACAGUACUAGAGCUUCAACCAGAUGAAAUCUAUGCGAUAAACCUUUCAUACAUCUUUCAUUUUAAUAUGAUGAGGGUUAAAAAGGAAGACUACGCGAAGAUAAAGAAUAAUUACACAUGCAAAUGUAUUCUAUUAGAGACUCCGCCCCUCACCUCCCUUGCUUUUCUCCAGCCCAGGAAGGAGUCGUGGCUGAGCUUUGCGACGGUACUGGAAGAAGCCGGCUUGGUGCUUUACGGCAUUAGUUAUUCCAAGUUUAGGUGCUGGAGGAGGUCGGUCGCAAUCCGGGGCCAGAGGAAAGGUGAGUUCUUUCCCGGUCCUGGAACUGGGAAGAUGGGGGCAGGCAGGCAGUGACUGCUGCCCUUACCCUACAUCCGAGGUUUCUUUUUCCUCGUUUUCUGACUGGGUGGGUGCGGGACUUCUUCCUGCACCUCAAACCUUGGACGCUUCUGUCCCACCCACCCUCUGGACAUAUUCCCUGUUUUCCUCCCCGCCUACCCUGCAGCAUGGAAACGGAGAGCCCUGGCAGACCCUCCUCGGAGCAGACCUUCUCUGGCCUCCUAUUGCAACUCACUUGUCAGGGCACACCUGGUACGGACGGGGCGGCCCAGGAUCCAGUGGUCCAGCAGCUGGACGCCCUGAUAGGAGCAGCGGAUUGGCCCGAGCUCUUUCAGAGGGAUCCUGCAAUGCCCCAAGCGCUGGAGCAGGUGGCCCGAAUUUUGUCUGGCAAAGCGGCCCCACCCAAAGAAGAGGAUUUCCGCGGCGCCCCUGAGACCCGAGGGGCAGAGCGAGCAGCCUCCGUCGGGACUGUGUUCCUUCGGUUGCUGGAGAGAGUGGAGGCUGCCAAAGACUCUCUGGAUCCGUCAACUGUGAUGCCCGCGCUGCGCCUUGCUGCCCCACACAUCUACCUUUUCUCGGUCACCCACAGCCAGGAGCAGCCGUGGACCAGCCCCGAGUCCCAGAAAGUGGCCCGAGAGGUGCUGGCCUUGCUGCUAAGGGUUACGAACUGUGUGUCGGUGGCAGAAUUCCUUCGAGGAGAAAAUGAGGACCAGGCAGGAAGAUUCACGGCGGUGAUGGGUCUUCUCAAACCUGAACUGAACAAGGAAUCCUGGAAGAACAACCCUGCCACCAAGCAUGUAUUUUCAUGGACUCUGCAUCAUGUCACGAGACCCUGGCUGAGUCAUUACUUGGAAAGGAGCCUUCCUCCCUCCCUGCUCAUCUCAGAUGACUACCAAAUGGAGAACAAAAUCUUGGGGGUGCGCUGCCUCCAUCACAUUGUGCUCAAUGUGCCAGCUGCUGAUUUGCGCCAGUUUAACAGAGCUCAAGUCCUCUACCAUGCCCUAUUCAAUCAUCUGUACACACCAGAGUCCGACCUUAUCCAGGCAGUGUUAGAGUGUCUGCUGGACCUGUUUCCUGUCCUAGAGAGGCCGCUACAGUGGAAGGCACCUGAGCCCAGACCUAUGGGACCCUGUGAUGAUGUGCUACAAUUGAUUCUGACCCAUAUGGAGCCAGAGUACCGUAUCCUCCUUCGAAGAACCUAUGCCAAGAACCUGCCUGCUUUUGUAGAGAGGCUGGGGAUCUUGACAGUGCGACACUUGAAAAGAUUGGAGCCAGUGAUUAUAGGAUACCUGGAAGUCUAUGAUGGACCUGAGGAGGAGGCCAGGCUAAGGAUAUUGGAAACUCUUAAACUUACCAUCCAGCAUUGUUGGCCAAGAAUUCCUCACAGACUAGAAGUUUUUCUGAAGACCCUCCUAAAAAUGGUCUGUGAUGUGGUAAAGGACCAGAGCUUAACACCUGAACCUGUGAAGAUGGCCCUGCUACAGAAGGCUAUUGACUGUCUUGUUCUCUUGGACCACUGCUCUUGUGGGCAGGUUACAAGUCUGCUAGCCAAAGCUGUCCAGAGCUGUGAAGAUGACAAGGUACUACAAUGUAUCAGAAAAGUACAGCAGCUUUCAGGAAGAACAACCCAAGCUGGAACUUAAACACAUUGCCAUUAAAAAAAUAAUAAAUAUGUUUUUACUUAA